This is a messenger RNA of Cantharellus anzutake, 384 nucleotides long. RefSeq lists its product as uncharacterized. The coding region runs from base 1 to 384 and encodes 127 amino acids. The transcript is spliced from 3 exons. The record is from RefSeq and is a predicted model, not a curated record. Lineage: Eukaryota; Fungi; Basidiomycota; Agaricomycetes; Cantharellales; Hydnaceae.
AUGCGUGGGGCUUACGACCGUACAAAUCCGUUCUGGCUCGCCUCCGUUUCCAGCCAGAAAAUCCACACAGUUGUUUAUCCGACCGACAACAGACAUUUCGCUUGCAACACCACCAAAGUCCGGUUCGUCAAAUAUCAAAGUAAGGUGGUCUCCCCAAAGGGUGAACUUGGGGCUGAACCGCUGGGCCUGAUGAUGCUGAUAGUGACGCUGGCAGCAGUGGAUAAAUGGAUAAGUGUCUCGUUUGACGUGCCUGCCGCGGGAGACACAAAUGUAUGCGAGAUGGUGUCGGUCGACAAUCGGAUGGGUAACAUGGGUCGCUAUGGUGUCGUUGCUAUUCCACCGUUGAUGCCUGCUACAUGCGACAUGCGCAGCAGGGGGCUGUGA